Messenger RNA from Cylindrotheca closterium, 1785 nucleotides. The record is from the annotation of a GenBank genome assembly. Lineage: Eukaryota; Bacillariophyta; Bacillariophyceae; Bacillariales; Bacillariaceae.
AUGGAGCUUUCAGAGCCAACAAUGCAAUCGCAACAGAUGCUAUCCUUCCUAGGAAGCAAUGAUACAAUGUUUGACGAGCCUGACUUCUCCUUUACUAACAGCAAUAGUUAUAGCAAUUGUGGAAGGAGCCAUCACAGCAGAAUCAACAUCAACAACAACAACAACAAGAGAAACCAGAAUGAUGAGUUCCAGCACCAGCAACAGCAAGACACAAGGAGAAAGGAAAUGAAGUCCACAGAAGCUUUAUUGUCCUCCGCAAUUAACGAACUCUCCAUGCAAGAACGAUCCAAAGCUAUGGACGAUCUGCACUGUGUGGGAGACGAGAUUCGAGAGACGCCUGAAAUGAUUCAGAAGUCUCUGGCCGAGUUUGAUCAAGGCGUGCACGAUGGUAACUUUCCAAUCUAUAACCAAGCCGCCAGUCAAAACAGAGCCUACGUGGAACAGCCUUCUUUCAGGUUGAUGUUCCUGAGGGCCAACUCGUUUGAUGCCAAAAAGUCCAUCCAGCAAAUGCUGAAUCAUGUCCGGCAAAAGGCAAUCUACUUUGGGGUGGAGAAGAUUGCCCGAGACAUUUCCAUUGAGGACUUGAGCUCCGAGGACAUUGAAGUCUUGCUUUCCGGUCUCCUGCAUGUGCAAGGAGACAAAGAUAGGGCUGGAAGAUCUAUCCUCUGCUCGUUUGGCCAUCUCAUGGGCCAUUGGAACAAUCCUACGUGUGGAUGGACGAUUGAAAAUGUGAUCCGCGCUCAUUACUAUCUCAUGUUCAACGUCUUGCUCCCCAUGCCUGCUGUCCAAACUAAGGGGAUUGUGGCGAUUUACUACGAGUCCGUAUCCAAGGACGCAAGAUUCAUCAUGCCCACACCCAAUGAUUUUGUCACCAUGAAGGCCUACCGCAACACGAUACCCAUUCGAUACUCUGCAUUGCAUUUGUGUCUGAAGAAUGAAAAACAAGGCCUCCCGUUGCAGAAUUCCUUCUUGGAAACCAUGCUCAAGUCCUUACCCCGAUACACAAAGGUCCGCACUCGUCUCCAUUAUGGAAACGAUACCGAGAAUCUGAAAAGUCUGAGAACCUAUGGAAUUCCACCCGACAGCUUUCCCGUGGACGAAGAAGGCAAGAUUCGUUCGGACAUUUUGAAUGUUUGGUUCAUCAAACACUAUUCAAAGGAAGGCAAUAACAAUCGAGGAGAAGAAGAAGCAAACAACAAUAUGGAUGAUCAGUCCUUUGAACUCUUUUCAAGAGACGAUCAUGACUUUCUCAUGGAGGAAACCAUGCAAUUUGGCUUUGCCGACGAUAUGGGCACUGAUGAAAGACCUAUUGCCUUUCCUCUCAUUGAGGUUCCUGCUCCUGCAGAUAGUGGUACUGGUACUUAUAGUAACGACAACAACAACAACGAACAGGUUGUGAAUCGUUCUGCGCCUGCUCCUCCUGUCGACAACAAUAGCAAUAAUAACGACAAUGGCAAUAGCAACAGGGAACCCGUCCAACCGGCGGAAACAGACAUUUUGUUGGGACGAGGGGUCCGUCUGAUGCAACAUCCUGGCAACAUUCGGUUCCGUGAAUUCUUGGAACGGUACCAAGAUGAUUACGACCGUGCCCAGCGAAACAAGAGACGCAAGGUAUCCAGUGAAGUAGUCCGAGCACUCACCGGGAAAGGUGUUCGGUUUUUGGAACGAAAUGAAGAUGGGGAUUGGGUAGUGGCCGACCAUGCCGAGGCGGAAGAUAAAGUUGGUCAGCUCUUUCGCUCACGCCGCAAGCUGCUCAACAAGAAAGGGUCAAUUGGUGGCUGCUGA